Molecule: messenger RNA, 1188 nt
Organism: Pseudophryne corroboree (corroboree frog)
Lineage: Eukaryota; Metazoa; Chordata; Amphibia; Anura; Myobatrachidae
Product: homeobox protein Mix.1-like
Exons: 3
Coding region: 1-1068 (355 amino acids)
Biological process (GO): endoderm development; regulation of DNA-templated transcription; hematopoietic progenitor cell differentiation
Molecular function (GO): DNA-binding transcription activator activity, RNA polymerase II-specific; DNA binding
Source: RefSeq, a predicted model, not a curated record
AUGGCUGGAUACAGCCAGGAGCGUGGAGACUUCUACUCGCCUUGUUUUUCCACCAGUCCCAAUGAAAUGGAUUUUUCGGGUCCGCCGUCUCUUCACAUGGAUUUGUGUAUGGACCCUAUGCAACAGGAGGACUUCCAGCAGCCCUGUGUUAAAGAAGAAGCUAUCACCCCAGACGCUACUGACAGUAGAUCUGUGCCAACCACGCAGCCCAAAAUGAUGGGUAGCCAGCCACAAGCCACGGUCACAGCAGUGUGCCAACGCCGGAAGAGGACGGUCUACAAUCAGGCCCAACUGGAUUCUCUAGAGAGAUACUUUAGGAUCAACAUGUACCCUGAUAUCCACCACCGGGAACAGCUGGCCAAACAAAUGUCCCUGCCAGAGUCCAGGAUCCAGGUCUGGUUCCAGAACAGGAGAGCUAAGGCCAGGCGAAAGGGAGUCAAGACGAGCAACCCCCUCGCUUUGGAGGAGCGCUACUCUAGCAUGCUGGGGGACAAGUACUGGGAUACCCCAGCAGCCUCUUCCCAUGUGUCUAUGGCACAGCCGCAACAGAUGGCCACAACCCAGCAGCAGAUGCCACCAUUGAGGAACAUGCACCAGAACAUGGUCCAGGCUCCAGAAUACCGGGGAUACCCUCAGUACUCCUGUUCAGUAGCCAGGGACAGGCUAAUGAUGGAGCAAUCAUCUCCCAGACUUUAUCCCCAGAAUGUGCCAUCUAACCUCCACAUGGGGAACCAACAACCCCUCUACAAUAACGCCACCUCGGUGAUGGCCUUCAGUGGUCAUGUUAUGGACCCUGGCAGAGGGCACAUCCAAGUGCCCAUGCAGAACAACUGUACCAUGGACUAUCCCACGUUCCCGGCCAACAAUGCCAUGGCUGCUGAGAGUCUGAGCAGCCGACCGAUCCCUGCCAGUUCCUGCACCAGAGCCAAUGCCCCGAUGUUGCCAGGGAUUCAGCAGGACUACAGCAAGCAAAGCUCUCCCAUCUCAGAUUCCGGCGUCAGCGACAGAUCCACCGAGUACGGAUCAGACUGGGAUAACGAUUUCACGUCUGUCCUGGGGGGUCUGUGAGAGGAGCGGAUUGAUGACCCACCUAUGUCCGUAUUAUAAUGAACUCAAUGCUGUUAAUGUAUAUAUAUCUGACAAGCACGCAGCACUUUAUCUGCAAUUUAAUUCUUCUUUCUUUAUACC